This is a messenger RNA of Mugil cephalus (flathead mullet), 3581 nucleotides long. RefSeq names its product inhibitory synaptic factor 2Ab (gene insyn2ab). The transcript has 4 exons. Bases 341 to 1762 code for a protein of 473 amino acids. Lineage: Eukaryota; Metazoa; Chordata; Actinopteri; Mugiliformes; Mugilidae. Gene Ontology annotation, cellular component: postsynaptic density. Gene Ontology annotation, biological process: inhibitory postsynaptic potential. The record is from RefSeq and is a predicted model, not a curated record.
GAUGCUUGAAUGAGGUGUAUACGGGAGAAGAGGGGGAGAGGACGGAGUAAAAGGCAGGAAGGGGGGGUAUCAGCGAGGACCCGGUGAGGUUUUGAGGCAAUGUCUGUCUGCUUUUUCCCCUCUGCUCUCUUGAUAACCUGAAUCUUUGCCGGAUGUGCCACAACUACUCCAGCUGUCACUGCACCGGCUGCCUCUCUCUCAGUACUCCCGCAGCCUGCGAGGGCUGCUCCAGUUGCUGGACGGCACCCUGGCACCCUCUGAAUACAUGGAUAAACACUGGAUCCACAGGGGAUCUGUGUUUUCUCAUCCUUUACACCUCUGAUCUGUUUCUCAAGGAAAUAUGGUGAGCAAAGAGGACACCAAAUGUGUUGUUCUCUCAAAUUCAGAUGAGUCAGAUUCAGAGACAGGCCCAUCACACAGCCUCGAAGCGCAGUCUGGUCCAGAGUCAGGAAAGCAGCAGGUGAAGAAAAGAAACAAGGCUUUACAAGUGCGCUUUAAGGAUAUCUGUGACGCUCAGAAUGAGCAUCGGGGAAGGCGCUCCAGAUCCAUUUCCUGCAAAGUGACGCACAGAAAGUACAUGACCAUGCCUGCCAGACGCUCUAUUCCAAACGUGACCAAGAGUACUGGUGUCCAGACAUCUCCAGACCUCACUAAACGAUACAAGACUUUCCCUUUUGAGAGGAAAAAGGGACACACAUUCAAACACACUGCUUUGGUGGAAGAUUACAAAGGACAAAACAAUGGAUUUCUGAGUGAUAUAAAGGCCGGAGGAGAGGAUGGACAACCUAUUGGAGAGUCCUCUAAGUACAAGGGAAAGAUUGUAGGCCAGACAAAGGCACUGCUUCACCACACUGAUGACAGCAGUGAUACGGAGGAUUUGCUUUCCAGUGCCAACUGCGUGGAUGGACCCUCAUGUCCAGACUCCUCGCAUUUCUCAGAAGAGAGCCAUCCAAGCAGCCCUCCGUCCAAAAGUGAACCAGAAUACCAGGUUUGUGGGACGAGGACCAAACACAAAGGAUUACCCAAAGAAGACAUGGAGGCUGGCACUUCAUCAAAACGCCAACUGGCUGAUUCUGAGUUUUCACAGGACAAGCCAAAGGGAUCGGGCCCCGUUGCGUGGAACUCGUUGACACAGGUGGAGUCUUUAGGAAGCCCCUCUGUGAGCUGUAAACGGAAAAAGGAUACACAGCUAAAUGAACAGCAAUCACAGACACUUCCCCACAGUGCCAAAUGCUCUGUACAGUCACAAGGGCAGCGUCGGACAAGGCAUGUAUCAGCCUCCUCCAAACUCCAGCAAACAGUUGGAGGGGGUGAGGGCUUUCCUUCUGGAGGCACGGGAGCCCCAGGCAUGGGGAGCAGCCAGCAGAUAAUGCCUUUAUCUGGAGACAAGGAUAUCAAAGCACAGCUGCAGGCCAUGGAGAGUCUCAUCAACUCAAGCCAGGAGACCAUCAAGGUCCUUCUUGGAGUUAUUCAGGAGCUUGAGAAAGGUGAAGCACAGAGAGAGGGGCUCUCCUACCGAACAGGACAAGACACGGCGAACUGUGACACUUGUCGAAACAGCGCCUGCAUCAUUUACAGUGUUGAGCUGGACUUUAAGCUACAGGAGGACAAACUACAGUCCCUGAUGAAGAGACUUUGCCCCCUCGACAGCCAACAAUGCCCCGCUCUGCCUUACUCCAAUGAAGUGUUCACAUCCACCCCGAAACGCAAGUCCAAGACAGAGUCCAAAAAGCAUGCUCGUUGGAAACUCUGGUUCCUCUGAAUAAUACACGAAGGCUCCGGAAACGGCCUUUUUGGUGGGCAUGUUAAUACCCCUGUUAUACUGAAACCGGUUGAAGGAAUAUUCAGAUGGGGUAAUCAACCCGUGAGAAUGGAUGAUGAUGGAAAGUGAUUUAAGGUUCUGAGCUGAGACUGCACACGAGGACAGCCGGGAACAGCAGAAACAAAACAAACAAACAAACAAACAAAAAAAAGUAACAUUUUUAAAUUCAGUCUAACCCUUUUCUGGUAUGUUUGCUGGAGAGGAUCGACACACACCUGCAAAAACUAGGUGAGCUUUGACACACAUUUUUGUUCAUGCAUUUUAUAAGCUGUGUAUUGAUGGAUGUCAUUCGUGUACUGGCUAAACGCACCCAUCACUUUAUAGCUCAAUCUUUUUUUUUUAUGUUGCAUCUUCCAGUGAAUGCAAUGCACUUUUGGUCUUUUCCCCCUUAGAGCAUAUUGCUUGGCAACAACAGGAGGCGCCAUGCGGAGGGUCUUUUAUGAGUGAAGCUAUAUUCUUUCAAUGGACAUCAGCCCCCACCUCCAGUAAAGCACAAACAUUUGACUAUUGAGAGGAACACGUGUAAAAGACUGAAUCACAGUACUGUACACGACAGUAUGUCAGCGCUGUUCUUAUAACUUCUGUCCUCUUCCUCCUUAUCUGUUACCAUCCUGCUCACUUUGUCCGUUUGACUCCUUGUCCGCCUGCCUUUGCUAAUAACCCGUCUCCUCCCUCUCUUUCUCCCUUUUAUCCCCUUUUCGUCCUUCUUCCUCUUUAUGUAGCUCACUGCGCAACCAACUAGCCAGCCAACUUUGCCUCAGUCAUCCUGCAAUUUUUUUUUUCUGUUCCUAAACUGACGCGUGAUGUUCAGAAUGUAUAUUUUAGAUAAUCUGCAUCUUUUUAGCAAAGUACUGUGAAAUUAAAUUUUACAACUUACACGUUUCGGCCCCUCAUCUUGAAGCAGGUGCAACUGUUAAAAAUAAAGAGCAAGUAUUCUGGGUUAGGUCGGAUUUUUAACAACAUAUAAAAUGUUUUGAUUAAGGCAGAGUAUUUUCUAUGAUACACAGUGUUUGGUUUUUAUUUGGUUUCCAAUCUCCGACAAAAUAGUAAAGGCUUUUCUAACAUGUCUCUUGGCUCCGGUAAGAGUUUGCAUUGCCUCUCAGUCCCACAGCGUGUUGCAGCAAAGCAUUUAUACGUGAAAUCUUUUUCCUGUCCUGUUAUCUAACACUAUUUAUAGUGUAAAUACUAGUAUUUUGGAAUACGGAUCUUUCUUGCCAUUUGACUGCAAAUUUCAUUUAGCAAACAGAGCUGCUUUUUUUUUUUUUUUUUCUGUUUUGCAAAAAUCAAAACAGAACGCCGAACACGUGUCUAACAACCCACACAAACAACUGUGCACUGAACUUGCAGCAAGAGCAGAAGGGCUAUACACAGUGCUAAAGGACUUCGGUAGCAGUAUCACAGCAGAAAAGACUUGUAGCCACCAGCUUUGGCCGAGGACAAAAAAAAAGAAAAAGAAAAAACCCACUGAGGAUGUAGCAAUGAUCCUGAUUUUGCACGCUGUUACAAAGCAGGUAUUUACUGAACUCCUUGAAGUACUUUUAUAACAGCUGCUCUCAUGUAGAUUACGGUACUGUUAAAUGUACAAGAAACGUCAGGAAGACACAUACAGGCCUCCCAUCGUUAGAUCAUACAGUAGGUUACAUUAUUCAGGUCACCAUGCAAAGAUCUGUACCUUGAGAAAGUGCAAUUUAGGGAUUAUGUGCAAUAUUAUGCAUUUUUCUACUGUUUCUACAUCACGAUUAAAACAUUUUCAACUGAA